Colletotrichum higginsianum IMI 349063 is the source of this 207-nucleotide messenger RNA. RefSeq lists its product as uncharacterized. Lineage: Eukaryota; Fungi; Ascomycota; Sordariomycetes; Glomerellales; Glomerellaceae. Bases 1 to 207 code for a protein of 68 amino acids. The transcript has a single exon. The record is from RefSeq and is a predicted model, not a curated record.
AUGGACCCGCCACCACCUCCUAACGUCACCACCACCAUUGUGUCCCGAUCGAAGCCCCAGCGCAGCGGCGACCUCUCGCUGUUUGCACCAGGCGACGACGGACUGCAGCUUUGCCAUGUCCAAAAUCUUUGCAACAGGCAGCAUGCCGACCUCGAUCUCGCCACAUCCAGCCCUGGCCUAGCCAGCGACACAGCCACAGCAAUCUAG